This is a messenger RNA of Pomacea canaliculata, 2184 nucleotides long. RefSeq lists its product as uncharacterized. The record is from RefSeq and is a predicted model, not a curated record. Lineage: Eukaryota; Metazoa; Mollusca; Gastropoda; Architaenioglossa; Ampullariidae. The transcript is spliced from 6 exons. The coding region runs from base 294 to 857 and encodes 187 amino acids.
UAUACAGUGUUCUAGUACAACGCAGAUUUAAUGUAGGCUUAUUAGGUGUGAUUUGUGAAACAAAGUUUUCUCUUAGAAUAGUGCGCUCGUACAUAAUCUAAGGCAAAGACGAAGCGAAGAGUAGAUAAAAUUGCAGAUGCAGAGUUGGCGGAACCGAAAGAAGAAAGAUCUAUUUAAUACACACCGAUACAAACAAUGGAGUCACACAAAGAUGGCAGCAGGCUGGCCACCAAGUAAGGUGACAAACCAUGUGAAGGAUGGAAUUCUGCCAGAUAGGUGUACCUGGACUCUGAAUGAUGUUUGCAUUUUGGGUUCAAAGGGGUGAAUGCACUACCAGAAUAUUGGCAUCAUCAUGUGAGCACCCCAGUGGCCAACAUAUUGAUGCUCUGCAAGGACUACAAGAGGAGACAGACCUCAAACUGCAGCAGAAGGCGGUAUCCAGGGAGUGUCUAACAAAGCCUGAAAUCGCCGGCCAAAUCGGAAAGUGGCCAAUAUCGCAUCACAUUGACCGGCCAAAGUCUUCGGGAUUUGGCCAGCCCGUUUGCGAAGUGGCGUGGGGCAGUCGUCCAAAGUCGGAAGAAAAAGAUCAAAAGACUCUCUUGUGUGGAUGGUACAGAUGCAAAGGAUUGCCUGAAAAGAAUCAUGCAGCGAAUCUUGAACGACAAGGUUUUAUAACUGUAAAGGCCAAAGAGGAGAAAAGUGUACUUUCAAGGGGCUUUCAAAAGUGCAGACCAUGGUAUGCAAAGCUGUACAGAAGAACAGUGGGUGCAUGGAGGCUUCAGAUAACAUCAUCGAAGAAAGCAGCAGCAGAAAGAGACGGGGUAGAAAGAAGAGGAGAGAACAAAAGUAAAUGCUAGCAUAUUUCAAGAAGGUGACAACUGUGUUUCUGUGCCCUGUGAACUUUCUGGAAUUUACUGUACUAUUAUGGCAGAAUUGUGUAGCUACGUUUCCUCGUUGGGAUUUGGCAUGCUGAGCUACUGUAUUCCUUUAUGGAAAAUCAUCUUGGAUUAUGCAAUUUUUUGCUGUAUCAACCUCUAUAUACCAAGCGACUGUGCUGAUUCCCUCUCCCUUCCCCCACAACCCCCACAGCCAGUUCAUCACCUAUUUUCAGAUGGAAAAAAGAGACUUCCAAGAAAUUGAAAUUAAAAACUGUGACAUAGUUAUCCUCAUCUUCAAUUAAGGCCAGGCACCUGAGGUAAAAAAAAUUUUAACGUUUUAUGGGAUAGCGCAGAUUUUUGUAGUCACCUUAAUUAAAAAAAUAUUUAGUCUACACAUCUGUACUACACUAGUUGCCCCUCCAUAUUUGCAAAAAAAACACUCUCCUCUCAAAAGGUCUUUAGAUACUUAUCUCUUUCUUGAACCAGAGCCUUGAUUUUCUAUAGUAUUGUGCAUAGCUCUAUUUCUCUCUCCUCUUUUGAGUAUGAGAGAGAGACAUGAGUGGACUUUUGUAUUAUACAAUGGCUUUUAGGUCUUGCAAUUAUUAUUACUUAGAUUUUAGAAAAUUUUGAACAUUAACAUUAAUGGUGUAUGUUAUCAGCAUGCUAAAGAGACUUUUUAAGUUAUCUAAAUAUGGCAGAUAGGCAUCAAAAUUAACUCUUUGAUUAUUUAUUAAUAGAAUAGUCAUACAUGUAUCUGAGAAAAUAGAGGAGACCAAAGAUUCAUAAAUAACACCUCUUUCCGACCGUACAUGAGAAAAACUAACGCAUUGAUGACUAUCACUUAGGUCCUUACAAAUGCAUAAAAGGUCCUUAUAAAGUCCUUACCUGGCACCAACCCUGAUCCCUGGAAAACUUCCAAAGCGUGUUCGUAUGUGUAGCCUAUGACCCCGUCAAAGUUGGCUUUAGUGAAUUCUGAUUGGGUAUAUGCAAAGUAUGUUUAUGCAUGCAUCCAUAUAAGGACAUUUCCGAUCCUUUGUCUUGUCUAGAAAAGAGCUCAAUUUAUAGCAUGAGAACCUUCUAUCGGCCUUGACCUAGCUUUUGUUUGAAAGGCGAUUGAAAGCUCUAUCCGACAAUAUAAAAUGUGACCCAGUUUCUCAAAUGGUGAAGUGUGUCCCAAACAUUAUUUGAGCGGCCCGGUGGCGCAACAGUUAGCGCUGUUAGCGCCUGUCACCAAUACAGUGAAGGUUGGCUGCCCUGAGUUCAUUUCUCGUCUCGGGCACGUUGUUCUUUCUCUGCACGUGGCAUC